UAAAAGAAAAAGAAAAGGAGUCUACAGAAGCAAUUGACUUUGAAGUCAUUGGCCUCGCCUAAAAUAAAUAAAACAAAAAAAAAUCGAAAGGGCAUAGAAGAAGAAGAAGAAGAAGAGGAAAAGCUAAGAUUUAGAACAACAUGUAGUUCCUAGGAUGUAUCAGAAGGUGAAUUCUUUUUGUUUUGUGCUGUACACACUAUUUGUGUAGGGCGGCUAAAUGGCGAGGUCAAAUCAUGGAAAAACAUAUUUACAGUUCCAUCGAGAAGUUAGUAAUGCUAUUUUGGAAAAAGAAAAACAGUUUACAUCAGACAAUGUAGAUAAAGCAUUAUGUGCUACAGGACACAAGGAUAAAGAAACAACUUUAAAAUGGUUGCUUGCACACAGUGGAGAUCCAACAUUGAGUCAAAGGUUCCAAAGGGAAUACAUCAUAUUUUUGUGUCCCACUGGACCUCUCCUCUCAGAGGUGUCAAAAUUCUAUGAGGAUUCUUUUGCCAAAUGUGGUGGAAACUCAGCUCAUAAUCUUUUCCCUCACAUAACUAUAUCUUCAUUUUUUAAAGCGUCUGAUUCUACUCUUCCUCAAUUACUGGAUAUAAUAAAACAAACCGUACAAACGGCAUUGGCCAGUCAGUCUGUAAGACUGAAUUUAAUUUUACAGCGUUCUGAGGGCUAUAUUGGUUUGUUUUUAAAUGAAUGUGCAACGUCCUGGAUAGCUGAUAUACUUUCUGCUGUUGUGGAAGAAGCAUUAUCAAAAUUAGGUGUUCAUAUCAAAGUUCAAGAAAGGCAAUUCCAUUUAACGCUCGCAUACAACUUCGAUCUUGCUAAAACUGCCGAGCUUGAAAGCCUUGCUGCAAAAUUAAAUCUUGGUGCUCCUGUUAGAUGGGAACUGAAUGUGUAUUCCAGAGACCCAAGGUUUAAUGGUAAACAGUUUCAAAUUGUGUUACACGACUACAAAGUUUCAAAAUCAGACGAACUGGACCUAAGGCAAAACUGUCACGUGGUCAUGGAUAUCAACCAAUCAAAACAUAAAGGAUGGAGAAAAGGAACUGAUUUUGAGACUGGUCGAGUUGGUUUCUUUCCAGAGAGUUUUACAAAGAAAACAGCUGAGUGGAGGUUGUGGACGAAAAAUCUGUCGUUACCCAUCUCUCAAACAACAAAUGAACGUGUACCAGCACAAGCCUUGGAAGACAGAACUAACCGCAGAGUACCACGUCGCUCACAAUCAAUGAACUUUAAAAAAGAAAAGAAAGAUAAUCCACUAAGAAGCAGCCUACGUAGCAACUCGCGACCUCAUCUUCAGUCAGGACAAGACAAAUUUGGGAAGAAGAAUGCCGAAACCUGGGAACCAGUUAUUCGCGCCUCGACAGCCAUUAAUCCUUCCGUGUCUAAUCAUUUAAGACAUCGCUCUGUUGACAUUGAACAGCAACGGCCACCAAGCGGCGCCAGUUUUAGAAGAGACGACGGCCCAGCCGAUGCGCGGUCGCGCAAUGAGACGGAGAGGAGGAGUUUGAGAAAAAUGGACAGAGAAAACAAGACACAGCCACUCACAGCAAGUCAACUGAAAAGCGAUCUUCCUGCCACGCGACGUAUUUUCUUCAUGCGUCACGCCGAACGAGUUGACUUGACGUUUGGACACGACUGGUUCCACUUGUAUAUCGACGAUAAAGGUUACCAUCGACGCAAUUUAAAUUUACCGAGACGUAUACCGACACGACGUGGAGGACCAAAGGAUUUUUUUCUGGACGGCCCCAUCAGUGAAAUUGGAACGUUUCAGGCGAGGUUAAUAGGAGAGGCACUUCGCGCGAAAGGAAUCACUUUCACUGAAGUUUAUUCGUCACCGUCCCUGCGGUGUAUACAGACUGCUACUUCUGUUUUAGAAGGUUUAAUGGACACACAGACUAGAAUUAAAUUGGAGCCAGCUCUCUUUGAGUGGAUGGCAUGGUGCAGGAACACACUUCCUAAGUUUAUGACAGCUGAUGAACUUGCGGAUUAUGGUUUAAGUAUCGAUCGGAACUAUAUAUGUCAUUUUCCUUUUGUGCAGUUUAAUUUACAUGAGAAAACAGACGAAUAUUAUUACCGCUCUCACAGUUUCGUUGAAGCGGUUUCAAAGAGAUCAAGUGGAAACGUGUUAAUGGUUGGCCAUUCAGCGACUUUAGAUGUAUGUACCAGACAGUUAACGGGUAAUCCGAUUCGGAAAACGGACGAUUUGGUGAGAGUUGUACAAAAAGUUCCGUUUUGCGGUUUAUGCUCAGUAGAGGAAGUAGGAUCCAAAAAAUGGUCUUUAGUCCAGCCGCCUAUUCCUUCCUUAGCACAUGGACAAAACCAAGCAUUUGAUUGGAGAGUUUUAGAAUCCACUGCACCGCCCGGUCCGCCUUACGGUAGGUAGGACGUGUUGCGCCAAGCGUAUAAAUAUAUUUAUUGUUAACAGUUUUUAUGCUUAAUUGAUUACACUUAGCUAUGAAUUAUAGGUUUAUAAGAAUUCAAAUUAGAAUCCUUUUAAUCCACAGAAUAGAUCAGAAUCACUUGUGCCCAUGCAUAAAAACUUCUCCUCCGAGCUGAACAAAGUUCAUUUUAUUUUUAAAAUUUAAUAAACUGAUCUUUCAGUGUUCGUACACUUCACAGAGAAUUUAUUUUGAAAAUUUAGUUCGAACAUAAUUCCCUUAAAUUACCUCGAGUUGUAAUGUUCUUAAUUCUCAUCGAAUGUUUUCUUGAUGAUCAUUGCACGAACCGUGUUGUUUAUUUAUUUAUUUAUUUCACUUUUUAUCGUAUUUUUACAGUAUAGUAGUAAGCAUCAGCACUUUUACCAUUUUUUACAAUGAUCGUUUUUUACCUGCAUUCUGUUUAGUUUAUAUGACCACGGCUUAUUUUUUAUUUGCUAUAUGACAACGGCGGAACAUUUUUGCUCCGGCUUAACUCACUUAAUUUAAUAUUUAUAUGUAAAAAAAUAAGAAUAAAUUGUAGCCACCCUAUCUGUGUUUAGGUAAUUAUGUAUGUGUAUUAUAUUUUUUUUACAUUGAUCCUUGGUAACUUUUUUUCUGUCAACGUGAAAAUAGUUUUCUUAGUGGAAAAAUUUCACCAAAUCCGUGAAAAUAAACUGUGAAAUCGCAAAAUAAUCCUCAAAUUUUAAAACCAGGCAGUAAUUGGUAGCUAUAAAAAGGUUACCAUAUAAAAUGGAAAUACUCUAAAACUGCCUUUUUUAAAAAAAGUCGGGAAGAAAUUCGAAAUGAAUUUGGAAUUUGUUUUUGCACUCGAAAUUUUUUAUUGAAAGUAAUCACAUUAGAGUAUUUAGUUUGUAGCUU
Molecule: messenger RNA, 3296 nt
Organism: Hydractinia symbiolongicarpus
Lineage: Eukaryota; Metazoa; Cnidaria; Hydrozoa; Anthoathecata; Hydractiniidae
Product: ubiquitin-associated and SH3 domain-containing protein B-like
Exons: 8
Coding region: 218-2383 (721 amino acids)
Molecular function (GO): protein binding
Source: RefSeq, a predicted model, not a curated record